AUGGAGCCAGUUGGCCAGUCUGGUCGUCAUUAUCUCAUUGAGCGAAUCAUCCAAGAGAGAGGUCUAUCUCACCGCGUCUACCUUGCGAGCGCUGGAAACCAGAAAUUCAUUCUGAAGGAAGUCUUGCAGUCCAAUUUAGAGUACUUUCAGGAUAUACACCACCGCUUACAGAGUUGUCAGUAUCUUCGUGUAUCACAAGACACAAUUCCAGAACCGUCAAUGUUUGUCUAUGAAUACUUUACCGACGACCUCUUAAGCCUGGCUCAAAAGGACCUGCCGCUCACAGUUACAAAGCGGAUUCUCAAAGAUACCCUCCGUGGACUUGCAGCGAUGCAUGAUCAGAACAUUGUUCACACAGAUGUUAAACCAAAUAAUAUCUUGGUUGAAUAUGAGCAUAAAGAUUCCGAGGUAGUCAUUAAGCGGGUUCAGCUUGGUGACAUUGAAGACGCCGCAUAUGUACCUCCUGAGUGUGACAUUGUCGGCAAACAGGUGGGCAACUGGAUGUGGCGCAGUCCAGAAGCACAUACACAGGGUCGAGUUAACAAGCCGUCUGACAUAUUUUCCUUUGGUAUUGUGUGUAUUUAUGCUGUACUGAAACGAGUUAUCUUUGCCAUCGACGACAGUGAGCUGGGUGAAGACGAGCCAUUAGCUGUUCUCCUUGAGCGCCAGAUUUCAUAUUUUGCUGAUACAGAUGGACUGGACGGGUUUUUAGAGUAUCUUGGGGACAGCCCUUGGCGUGAGGUCAUUGAAGUUCUCCGGGACGGCUUUGCGAUCCUCCAAAGCGAUGAUUGUGGCUCAAUAGAGAAGAGUCAACCAUUGACUCCCCGCUUAGUUCUGGAAAUAUCGUCUUCUGCAGCGGAUGCGAAAUCACAGCUCAAUGCUCUUUACUGGAGAGAUCUAGGUCAUCCAUAG
Molecule: messenger RNA, 912 nt
Organism: Rasamsonia emersonii CBS 393.64
Lineage: Eukaryota; Fungi; Ascomycota; Eurotiomycetes; Eurotiales; Trichocomaceae
Exons: 5
Coding region: 1-912 (303 amino acids)
Biological process (GO): protein phosphorylation
Molecular function (GO): protein kinase activity; ATP binding
Source: RefSeq, a predicted model, not a curated record